AGGUCAUAAGGUAUCACCUCCCUGGUGGCUAGCAGCUUUCGGAUAAACAAAUAUGCCGGAAGUCUCCGCCAUACAAAUUGGCAUCCAUUUUUUUAAACUUUAAUCAUUGUAAUUGUAAUUAAGCACGCAAAGAGCUAACAACUUAACUAUACUGCAUAAAUCUAAUUGUAUAAAAACAAAAAAUCCUAAGAUAAGAAACUAAUGAUUUUAUAACUCCUUCACAAGACGAUUGUGUUUCAGUUCAUAAAAAUAGUUUCUGUUGCCACCAAAUCGUGCCAACAAUUUAUAAAAUCAUUAUAAUUUGAUUAAUCUGGAUUUGGAGUAUCAUCUGCCGUCCACUAAGUGAGGAUGCCACCAAAGAAGACCCCAAAGGCUACCCGUUCGCGGUCGCACCAAACAAAGAAAUCACUGCCAUCGGCGGAGGAAUACAAUUGUGUCGACUGCGAUGGACCCGAUUCUGUUGACGAUAUGGUUCAGUGCGAUGUCUGCCAAACCUGGCAUCACUACAGCUGCGCCGGUGUCGAUAGUUUUAUUCAACAAGAAAGCUGGGUUUGCGGCACCUCUUGUGCAAUAAUGUCAGGUAAGUGCUCCCCUUUAUCUAGUGUUGUUAGAGAAGUAGUCCCUCAAGAUGCUGCUGAAGCGAUUAUGCCAUAUAAUGCACCAUAUACUGUGCCAGCUACCACCGCCUCCAACAAUGCGGUGAACCCCUCAUCAAGUUUUGGUUUGGAUUCUGCCAAUUCGCUGCCAUAUACUGCGAGUGAAACCCAAUGCACUUGGUCAUGCACAAUGCCGAACACGGCGUUACGUACUACGUCAAGUAUCGUGCCAAGUAGUGUUAAUAACACCCUGGGCGUAUCAAUACACGAUGAGCAGAAUUUUGCUCCGAAUACUGCCGUAAGUACAGGAACAUACACCGAAUCAUAUGGUGCUGUAUCUACCGCCUGUACUGCCCCCCCUAUUGCCUCAUAUACUGCCCCAUCUGCCAUGUCAUAUAUCGAAAACAAUAUUAAUAAAUAUACAUUGAAAAAUUGUGUAAAUAAUACAUUCUCUAGGAUAGCACUUCAUCAUGAAAAUAUUUUUGAAGCAGGUCACAUUGAAUCCAGCUUGUAUUUAGAUUCUAGACGUGACAUCACAUUAAGAGAUGUGCAGUCAACAUCGACACGUGCAACCACCGAUGGAUUUUCAAAUUCCAUGUCAACUGCUGCCACCUUUAGUCACCACCUAUCCAACGUUGUUGCCGAUCCAGCCGGAACGAUUAGUAGAGGUGCUAUUCCGAGACGAUUUUUUGGAAAGAACGCUGCAUCACAUGCCACGAGAACCUUCAAUACAAUUGCUCAUUCGGAUACACCCGUAUCUACUAAGCCACCCGCAACACAUGCCGCCUUUCUUAGAGAUGGCACCGCUACUCAACACAUCACUGCUACUGCUCCUGUUAUUACUACAGCUACUUCUACUUCUGAACCCCACUCGUAUCCAAUUUUCAGUGCUACUUCCACUCCAGGUAUCGCCAACUCGUAUCCAGAUUUUAGUGCCGCUGCCGCUUCCACUUCCAGUAUCAUCAACUCGUAUCCAGAUUUUAAUAGACUUCAUUCUUCUGCUGCUGCUGCUGCGACCCGAACAACGGGUGUUGGUGCUGAUACCCAUGGCACUAACGUUACACAUGGUACCUCAUAUGCUUCGUGUAUCCAUACAACUGCUGCACCACACCUUACUGACACUGUUGAUGCUGCAAUAUAUCCUGCAACACAUUCGACUAAGGUUUUCUUAAAGGAAAAUCCCAUUGUCUUAUCGAAUCAGCCACGAUCAUUGUCAAAUUUCUCGAUCAGUUCUAGAGGGUCUAGAACUGCCCUUGAGAGGAAUAUUCAGAUAGAGUUGCAAUUGUUGAGUGAAGAAAGGGAGUUGAAGGAGAAAAGAGAUAAAGAGUACUUGGAGAAGAAAAAUAAAAUCUUGAGCAAGAUGCCACGGGAAGACGGAUCAUCAGUUACCGAUGCCGAAGCAAUUUCUAUCACCAAAGUGAAUAAGUGGUUAGGAGAUGAUUUACGCGAACCUUUGUCGCAGUCAAAGUUGAUUCAUAAAGAUUCAGAUCCAAGUCAAGAACAUCCAUUUGAGCCUAAAUUGAAAUACAAUGGUCAUGAUUGUGAUCUUACUAGGUUAUGGCCCGGAAACUUGUGCAAGUCCAAUGAGAGGUCAACGGAAAUUCAACAUGCUCCAGUUAUGUACAAACAUUCAACAUACCAAUUCCCACCUCGAGCACCAUACGUACCACCACAGCAGCAAUUCCCACCUCGAACACCAUACGUACCACCACAGCAGCAGUUUCCACCUCAAGCACCAUAUGUACCACCACAGCAGCAGUUACCACCUCGAGCAUCAUACGUACCACCACAGCACCAGUUUCCGCCUCAAGCAUUAUUUACGCCCCUUCCAACAGUACCUUUUCUACCACCAAAUGUAAGUGAACCACAAACACGGAGCUUAAGUAAAAAUCAAAUAGCUGCGCGUCAUUUGAUGUCCAAAGACCUACCAAGUUUCGAUGGAGAUCCUGAACAAUGGCCGUUGUUCAUAUCCAAUUUUGAAAGGAGUACCGAACUUUGUGGUUUUACAGAUGAAGAGAACGUGAUGAGACUUAAUAAGGCCUUGACGGGAAAGGCAAAAACCGCAGUCAGAUGGUUACUUUUGCAACCGAAUUGCUUUCAUCAAGUCAUGUCGAGGCUGAAGACACUCUAUGGAAGACCGGAGCUUAUUAUCCAAACACUGCUUCAAAAGGUUAAUACGACACCUCCACCCAAAGAUGGGAAGUUAGAGACAAUUUUGAAUUUCGCCUUGGAAGUUCAAAACUUAUAUGCCACUAUACAAGCAACAGGAUUAUACGCUCAUCUAAACAACCCCUCGCUCCUGACUCAGCUUGAAGGUAAACUUCCGCCAACUAUCCUCCUGAACUGGGGUAUCUAUAAGAUGAUGUUGCCGGAUUGCACUCUCUCCCAUUUUAGUGCAUGGAUUUACCAACUUGCUGAAGCCGCCAACGGGGUGCUAGUUCCACAUACUCAAACGCCAUCUGCAGAGAGCAAAGGUACCAGUCGAUUUCGAGAGAUCAAACCAAAAUCCGGAUUCCUUAAUUCUCACUCACAGUUUGAUGCAAAUAAUAACGAAUCAAAACAUAAGUGCUACGUUUGCCAAGGAAGUUGUAGUUCAGUGGCUGUAUGUAAACAAUUUCAGCAGCUCAGUCGAACCUCAAAGUGGGGAACGGUAAGAGAAUACCAACUUUGUAGAAGAUGUUUGAAGAAACACAAUAUACGGAAUUGCCCUUUAACAUCAGUUUGCGGCAAAGACAAUUGCACCUUCAAACAUCAUCCGCUAUUGCACAAUGACCAGAACAACGUGGAGAAAUCGAUCAAGAAAGAAAUUCAAGAGGUGAAAGGAAACGUUUCGGUCCAUAUGAAAAGCCAUUGCAACGCUCAUCGUAACAAUUGUGAAUCCACCCUAUUUCGAAUCGUACCAGUGAUCCUGUAUGGAAAUGGAUCUCAAAUUAAGACUUUCGCCUUCCUGGAUGAUGGUUCGUCCUUGACCUUGAUGGACGAGGAACUCGCAACCCAACUUAAUAUGAAGGGUAAACCACAGCCGUUGUGUCUAAAGUGGACUGGCAACACUAAUAGAUAUGAAAACCAGUCACAAUUGCUCACUCUCCGAAUUUCAAGCACAGUACAUGAUGCUAAGAUUUACGCAUUGUCUGAUGUUCACACUGUGAAGAACCUAUCGCUGCCUUAUCAAUCUCUAAAUUUCGAAGACCUACAGAAUAAAUAUGAACAUCUAAAAGGACUACCCAUCGAAUCGUAUGAUAAUCAAUCUCCACGUUUGUUAAUUGGCCUGAAGCAUACAAAAUUGGGACUUCCUCUAAAAUGUCGAGAAGGGAGAACCGAAGAGCCGGUCGCAACUAAGACUCGUUUGGGAUGGCUAGUGCAUGGUAGUUGCUCUCAACAGUUACAUGACGUUGAAUUAAGAUACCAACACCACAAUUUUCACAUCUGUGAAUGCAAUGAUACUGGAUUGCAGCGUCUAGUUAAAGAUUAUAUUUGUAUGGAUAACUUCGGGAUAUCAAACGCAGACAAGGUAUUGAUGCCAACAGAAGACAAGCGUGCGCUGGAUCAGCUAGAUACCAAUACAAUUCGAAAAAAUGGGCGCUACGAAACAUCGCUGCUCUGGAAAUUCGAUGACUUCGCUAUACCAAACAGUCUUCCCAUGGCAAAAAGGCGACUAGCUUGUCUUCACAAGAGAAUGAAGAGGGAGCCGCAGCUGGCUAAAUCCCUAGACGAGAAGAUCAAACAAUUUAUCAAAAAAGGGUAUGCUAGAAAGCUCACAAAAGAAGAAGUAACUGAAAGAGGUGACCGCUGUUGGUAUCUUCCUAUAUUUCCUGUUUUCAAUCCAAACAAACCUGGGAAGCUAAGGAUAGUAUGGGACGCAGCAGCGACCGUUCAAGGUGUAUCGCUGAACUCUAUGCUUUUGAGGGGUCCAGGUCAACUUGCAUCACUUAUAGCUGUUUUGUUUAAAUUCAGAGAAGACCUAGUUGCAAUCUUCGCAGACAUCAUGGAAAUGUACCACCAAAUUCAGAUUCGCAAGGAAGACCAACACUUUCAAAGGUUUUUAUGGAGUACCAGCGAGGAAGUUGAACCUGAGGUGUUAGCAAUGCAGGUAAUGAUAAUGGGAGCGACAUCUGCCUCCGCCAGCGCGCAGUAUGUGAUCAGAAAGAAUGCCGAUGAAUUUUCCGCCAAGUUUCCAAGAGCUGUUCAAUCGAUCAAAAAUAAUCAAUAUGUCGAUGAUCUGAUGGAUAGUACAAGCUCGGAAGAGAAGGCUAUACAAUUGGCUAAAGAAAUUUGUUACGUACACCUACAAGGAGGAUUCUUCAUUAGGAACUGGAUUUCUAAUUCACCUGAAGUCGUAAAAGCAAUGAAAUCUGAACCAACCGACCAAGUGGAUCUUGCUCUUGACGUGGAAAUGGGGACUGAAAAGGUUUUAGGCAUGUGGUGGUGCACUGCAUCUGAUUGCUUUACCUAUAAAAUAAAUGCCAGUGCAGUUCAAUCUGAUAUUCUUUCCGGUCACAAACGUCCAACAAAACGAGAAGUUCUAAGGAUUUUGAUGACGAUCUUCGACCCAUUAGGUCUCGUAGCACAUUUCCUCAUGUACAUUAAGGUACUUCUACAGGAUGUAUGGCGAUCCAAUAUCGGAUGGGACGAAGAUAUCAAAGAUGCGGAGCUAGAAAAGUGGCUGAAAUGGAUUCGAUACCUGCCUGAAAUCGUGAAACUCAAAAUUCCGAGAUGCUAUAUCGUCAAUAAUCCUGAUUCGAGUUCCGAAAUUCAGUUGCACGUAUUCGUGGAUGCAAGCGAAAAUGGUUUCGCCGCUGUUGCAUACCUGAGAAUCGCAAAUGACGAUAAUAUAAACUGUGUCCUGAUUGGUGCCAAAACGAGAGUAGCUCCAUUAAAAAGCUUAUCGAUCCCAAGGCUUGAGCUUCAGGCGGCAGUCCUCGGCGUAAGAUUUGCGAAAGUCAUUACAAAAUCACACACGAUCCGUAUUUCCCAGUGUACUUUCUGGUCGGAUUCAAAAAAUGUUCUAAGCUGGAUUCAAUCUGAUCACCGCAGAUACAAACCUUUCGUUGCCUAUCGUGUAAGCGAAAUACUGGACUUCUCAGAAAUAUCCGAUUGGAAAUGGAUUUCCACUAAGUUAAAUGUUGCUGAUGAAGGAACGAAGUGGCAGAAAGUUCCCGAGUUUAAGGCGUCCAAUCGGUGGUUUACGGGUCCAGAAUUUUUGAAAACUAGCCCGAAUCUUUGGCCAAAUGAAAUACCCCCUGAGAAGGCCACAGUUGAGGAGUUAAAAACAUGUUUUGUCAACCUACAUACGCUGAAUAAAGAAGAAAAUUUUCGAAUCAGUGAUACCUCAAGUUGGAGACGGCUAAUUAGGACUGCAGCAUACUUUUUUCGCUUCAUCCACAACACUAGCAUUAAGAGACAUCAAAGGAAGUCAGGUAUUCUUCAUCAGCAGAGAAAGGGAUAUCUCAGACAAGAAGAACUUCGAUCUGCCGAAGCUGAGUUAUUUCGUGAAGCCCAGACUAGUGAGUAUUGGGAUGAAAUGGUGGACUUAUCCUCCAAAAAAUCCGUUGAAAAGAGCAGCAUACUCUACAACCUGUGUCCAUACCUAGACGCAGAUAAGGUUAUUCGAGCGAAUAGCAGGAUACCUUCCUCUGCUGAUGUCAGCGAAGACGUUAAGAAACCCAUAAUUCUCCCAAGAAAUCAUCCCAUCACCGCGCUAAUCAUCACCGAUCUUCACGUCCGUUUCAACCAUCGAAACCACGAAACCGUUAUAAACGAACUGCGCCAAAAAUUUCACAUCGCUCAUAUGAGAUCUGCAUUAAGACUUGUAAGAAAAAACUGCCAAGAUUGCAAAAAUACCAGAGCCAAACCGCAACCUCCUAUGAUGGCUCAACUCCCACCAGCACGAAUUGCUCCAUUCUGUCGACCCUUCUCAUUCGUCGGAGUCGACUACUUUGGUCCUAUGAAUGUGAGUAUUCUUCGAAGAACCGAGAAACGAUGGGGAGUAUUGUUGACAUGUCUGACAACCAGAGCAAUUCAUCUUGAGAUCGCACACUCAUUAUCGGCAGAUUCGUGCAUUUUGGCUCUCAGAAAUUUUAUGGCAAGGCGUGGCGUUCCCAUCGAGAUCUUCAGCGACAACGGAACAAAUUUCCAUGGUGCUGAGCGAGAACUAAGAGAGGCGCUUAAAGAAGUCAACACUGAAAAACUAAUGGAGACGUUCACGACAACCGAUACCAAAUGGACCUUCAUUCCACCGGGGUCACCACAUAUGGGGGGCAGCUGGGAAAGGCUAGUGAGGUCAGUAAAAACCUCCCUCUACGACAUAGUGCCAACUAGAAAUCCUUCGGAUGAGUUGUUACGGAGCAUGCUUAUAGAGGUAGAAAACAUAGUAAAUUCCCGUCCACUUACCUAUAUUCCCAUCGACGACGAAAGCGAAGAAGCGUUAACUCCCAAUCACUUUCUUUUGGGGUCUUCAAAUGGCAGCAAACCACCCGCAGUAUUCGACAGUGACACUAAAUUACUUAAAAGAAACUGGCUUAUAUCGCAACAGUACGCAGAACGCUUCUGGCAACGCUGGGUAAGGGAGUAUCUUCCGACAAUUACCCGCCGAACCAAGUGGUUUACUUCAGUGAAGCCUAUUGAAAAGGGUGAUAUUGUCCUGAUUGUCGAUCCAAUGAGCCCAAGAAACUGCUGGCCCAAAGGUCGUGUAAUCCAAACUGCGAUUUCUAAAGACGGCCAAGUUCGAAGCGCCUUUGUGCAAACACAAAGUGGAGUUUAUGAAAAGCCAGCAGUGAAAUUAGCUGUUCUAGAUAUCAGAGCUGAGAAAGAUGUUAGCCCACGGUCGGAACUACCAAGGGGGAGUGUUAACAACCCUGUGGCAAACGCAGUAUGA
Eupeodes corollae is the source of this 7470-nucleotide messenger RNA. RefSeq lists its product as uncharacterized. Gene Ontology annotation, molecular function: nucleic acid binding. Bases 349 to 7470 code for a protein of 2373 amino acids. The record is from RefSeq and is a predicted model, not a curated record. Gene Ontology annotation, biological process: DNA integration. The transcript is spliced from 2 exons. Lineage: Eukaryota; Metazoa; Arthropoda; Insecta; Diptera; Syrphidae.